Molecule: messenger RNA, 938 nt
Organism: Condylostylus longicornis
Lineage: Eukaryota; Metazoa; Arthropoda; Insecta; Diptera; Dolichopodidae
Product: heat shock protein 27-like
Exons: 1
Coding region: 128-676 (182 amino acids)
Biological process (GO): response to heat; protein refolding
Molecular function (GO): protein folding chaperone
Source: RefSeq, a predicted model, not a curated record
GCUAUGUAGUUGUUAAACGGCUUUAAGAAAGAAAUAAACUAGCAACACCGCUAAGGUAGUAUUGAAGAACAAAUUUUUAAAUUAUAAAUUUGAAAGAAAAAGUUUUUAAAGUUAAAAAAUAAUCAAGAUGUCUUUACUACCAUUAUUAUUCGAUUAUUAUGAACCAUGGCACUCCCGCCAUCCUCUUCGUCGCCAACCAGAGUUAGAUCUUUUGGAUGCUGUAGAUUUGUAUCCAUCAAUUCCAGAAAUUUUAUCAAUUAUGCCAAGACAUCGAAAUGAAUUGCGAAGAUCAGGUGGUAGAAAUGAUUUACCCGCGCCAACAGUUGGAAAAGAUGGUUUUAAAGUAUUAAUGGAUGUGAAACAGUUUAAACCAGAAGAAAUUACAGUUAAAACUGUAGAUAAUCAAGUAAUUGUCGAAGGAAAACAUGAAGAACGUGAAGAUGAACAUGGCCAUAUCUAUCGCCAUUUUACUAGAAAGUACAUUCUUCCCAAAGGAUACGAUUCGAAAGAAGUUACAUCGACUUUGUCAUCUGAUGGUGUUUUAACUAUUAAAGCUCCACCACCACAAAAACAAAUUGAAGGCAAUGAGAGAGUUAUUGAAAUUCAAUCUGUUGGACCUGCUAAAGUAGGUACAAAUGGCGAAGAAGAACCAAUGCAAGUAGAAAAUGGAAAAUAAUUUAUUCCAAGCAGGAAAUUACGCUAAAAAGAAAAAAAGACUUCACAUAAAAAUUAUAAUAAGAAUCAUUUUCAAAAAAAAAAAAAACUUACUGCUAUUCCAUCAAAAUAAAACUACUAUUUUUUAAGUUAAAAAAUAAAUGUUAAAAAUUUUAAGGGUGUUUGCAUUCUAAAAUAAAAUUAAAGAAAAAAAGUCAUGUAGAUCCAUGUAGAACUUUAGUUUUUUUUUUUAUUCCAUAUUGUAUGUAUUUAAUUUCAUUUUC